This is a messenger RNA of Electrophorus electricus (electric eel), 3244 nucleotides long. It is a transcript of the gene tbr1b, whose product is annotated as T-box brain transcription factor 1b. Gene Ontology annotation, molecular function: RNA polymerase II cis-regulatory region sequence-specific DNA binding; DNA-binding transcription factor activity, RNA polymerase II-specific. Gene Ontology annotation, biological process: regulation of transcription by RNA polymerase II; positive regulation of DNA-templated transcription; cell fate specification. Gene Ontology annotation, cellular component: chromatin; nucleus. Lineage: Eukaryota; Metazoa; Chordata; Actinopteri; Gymnotiformes; Gymnotidae. The record is from RefSeq and is a predicted model, not a curated record.
UAGUGGUCUCACAUUGGUCGCGUUAAUUGCUAUUUGUCAUCGAGCUAUGCAGCUCGAACAUUGCAUCUCGCCAGCUCUCGCGCUCUCCAAGAAAUGUAUGAAUGUGGGCAGUGGCUACCCAAAUUCGGAGGGGUCUGAUCUCGCCUUGCACGGCCAUCCUAUUAUAUCCGCUAGUGACAACCUGGAGAGAAGUUCACCUCUGAAAAAAAACUCCGCUGGGAUGACGAAUCAGUCAGAGGCAGACAAUUUCCCCGACUCAAAGGACUCAUCAGGGGACGUCCAGAGAGGCAAACUCUCUCCUGCUCUUGACGGAGUCUCUGAUAUUCGUCACAAUUUCGAUGGAUCUGCUGGAGAAAGGUAUCUCCUUUCACAGUCCAGCCAAACCCAGGCGCUUUCAGCAAGUCCCACCGCCAUGUUCCCCUAUCCGAGCCAGCAUGGACCGACGCACCCAGCAUUUUCCAUCGGAAGUCCAAGUCGCUACAUGGCGCAUCAUCCGGUUAUAACGAAUGGAGCAUAUAAUAGUUUGCUCACCAACACUUCUCCGCAAGGCUACCCGACGGCAGGCUACCCGUACGCGCAACAGUAUGGACACGCUUAUCAAGGGACGGCUUUUUACCAGUUCUCCUCUGCGCAAGCCGGACUCAUACCUGGGAAAGCGCAAGUCUAUUUGUGCAAUAGGGCCUUAUGGCUUAAGUUUCACAGACAUCAGACUGAGAUGAUUAUAACAAAACAAGGGCGGCGAAUGUUCCCGUUUUUAAGUUUCAAUAUAUCCGGCUUGGAUCCUACUGCUCAUUACAAUAUUUUUGUGGACGUAAUCCUCGCGGAUCCAAACCACUGGCGUUUUCAGGGGGGCAAAUGGGUCCCGUGCGGUAAAGCGGACACCAAUGUGACAGGAAACAGGGUGUACAUGCACCCAGAUUCGCCGAACACUGGUGCGCAUUGGAUGCGUCAAGAGAUUUCUUUUGGAAAGCUUAAACUAACGAACAACAAAGGGGCAUCGAACAACACGGGACAGAUGGUGGUCCUACAGUCUCUGCAUAAAUAUCAGCCCAGGCUGCACGUGGUGCAGGUGAACGAGGACGGAACAGAGGACACGAGCCAACCUGGACGCGUACAGACCUUCACCUUCCCGGAGACACAGUUUAUCGCUGUCACGGCGUAUCAAAAUACCGAUAUUACACAGUUAAAAAUCGACCAUAAUCCGUUUGCAAAGGGAUUCCGGGACAACUAUGACACUGUCUACACAGGUUGCGACAUCGAUCGGUUGACGCCGUCCCCGGGUGAGUCUCCGCGCUCCCAGAUCGUGCCUAGUGCGAGAUAUGCCAUGACUGGUUCUUUCCUGCAGGACCAAUUUGUCAGCUCGUAUGCCAAGUCCCGCUUUCACCCUGGCGUCGGUACCGCUCCUGGCACGGACCGCAGCGUCCCACUUAGUAACAGCUUGCUAUCCCCGCAACAAACCGAUGAGACCGCAGUGGCCUCCCCGCAGCGAUGGUUUGUCACCCCUGCCAACAACCGACUGGACUUUGCCGCCUCGGCAUACGAUGCUGCCGCGGCUGCUGAUUUCGCCGGUAACGCGGCCACCCUUCUGUCGUACGCAGCUGCCGGAGUUAAGACUCUCCCCUUGCCCGCAGCGGGGUGCUCUAACAGACCUCUGGGUUAUUACGGGGAGCCCCCGGGGUGGGGCGCGCGCACGCCACCCCAGUACUGCAGCAAAUCGAGCACGGUUCUCUCGUGCUGGCCCUCCAACUCUGUCGGGGGCAGAACGACCGCCUCCGGUUACCUGGUCGGGCUGGAGGAGGGUGACGCCAUCGCGCCGGAGAGAUCUCCGCUCGGCGGGACAGAAGAAGCCAAACCGAAAGACCUGUCGGAAUCCAGCUGGAUAGAAACCCCAUCUUCAAUUAAGUCAAUUGAUUCGAGCGAUUCUGGGAUUUUUGAACAAGCCAAGCGGAGGAGGAUCUCGCCAUCUGCCACACCGGUUUCAGAAACGUCAUCCCCAUUAAAAUCAGAAAUGUUAACACCGAGGGAGUGCGAGAAAAACUGCUCCAAAGACAUUGGCUAUUACAGUUUUUAUUCACACAGUUAGACACUGUAUAACCAGAAUGCAGUGCAUGGGUGUGUCCUGAUAUGUUGAAGGGAUCUGAUUUAUAUUUAUCUAUUAAUAUUUUAUUUAGGGUAUUUAUUUAUUUAUUUAUUUGCGUGUUUAUUUGUAUAUGUAGUUUUAUUAACUGUCAACAUUGUUUAAGAUAGUCCGGGUCUAUGACCUAUCGUACUUUUUAAAACGUUAUAUUAGGUUUACAAAUUAUCUUGUUGCAUUAUCAAGUGGUAUAAUUGUAACUAAAUAAUGUAUAUACCUAUCUAGACAUCCGUAAAAUCUCAUUACAUGUUGAUGUACAGUAUGUAAAAGGACAGAAUUAAUAGAUUCAUGGUGCGAUGUUCUUAGAGAAAAUUCACAAGGUAACAGGCUGUUUAUCUUCAAGAUGCUAAUGUUACAAGUAAAGUGGUAAGGCCCUGUGUCAUUUUAUUCUAAAUGAUGUUCCGAGAUGACUGAAAGGCGCUUCAACCCUCGGGUAGUUAAAUGUAAUAGAAAUCAAAUGGCGUUGUUAUGCAUAGCUCGCUAUAACUGUUGCUUUUUAGAGUCGCGGUGUCUGUUUGGAAAAUAUUAGUCUAUUGUGUCAUUGUUGCUCUCAUUUCGUGUACUUUGCUGUAACGCUGUUGGUAGGCCGUUAAUCAGGAAAAAAAAAUCAUCCUAUUUUUCCGAGAUUUAAAUCCUUGAUAUUCAAAUGCCAAGAUUAAAUUACUUGUACAGGACAGGCGUCAUAUCGUAUGCAUCAUUUUUACCGUGUUACGACCCCUAACGUUUUUUGUGAUUUAAUAGGCAGCUCCAGCGCGACGUCAGUCAGGCCUGCUGACAAAGUAAUGUAAUUGUGGUGUGCUUCUUUGCAAUAAAUAUAACAAACGUAUGAAACCCUUGGAAAAAAUAGCCUGCACAAGACUUGAAAUUAUGGUUGCCUUUGUGUUUAAACUUUGUAGGUUGUAUUAUAUGGACAAUUUAUCAAGACAACAAUAGGCCACGAGAGAUCAUAUGUUGUUUAUGCAAGUCUAACUUCCUUCAUCUAUUAAACUCUGUAAUGUACUUUCAUAUUUCAAUGUACAAAUACAUUAGAAAUUCGUUUUGCAAAGUGUGUCUACUUUGCAUCACAUCCACAGCAGAUCUGGAAGGCAGAUAAGGCCUGUUGGAACCUAA